Molecule: messenger RNA, 1020 nt
Organism: Mytilus trossulus (common blue mussel)
Lineage: Eukaryota; Metazoa; Mollusca; Bivalvia; Mytilida; Mytilidae
Exons: 1
Coding region: 1-1020 (339 amino acids)
Molecular function (GO): zinc ion binding
Source: RefSeq, a predicted model, not a curated record
AUGAUUUCAAUGGAAGAUUAUCGUAAAAUUGAGGACAUUACAAUAAAAAUGAAUUGUGGGAUGCAUGGUAAAAAGCUAAAUCUUUACUGUAAGAAGCACGAAAUUGCAGUAUGUGUAACCUGUAUUGCUUCUGAACAUAAAUCAUGUUCCUCUUCAAACGUUAUCUCCAUCGAAGAAGCAUCAAAACGUGCAAAACAGUCAGCUGCAGACUUAGAACAAUUAAUAACAAGAACUUUGGAAAACUUCAAGUAUUUUAUAAACAACAGAGAAAUUGCCUUGGAAAAUGUAGACAAAGACGAACAAACAAUUAGAAAAACGAUAGAAGACACACGACUGAAUCUGAAUGAAUACUUAAAUGAGCUCGAAAGAAAGUUGCUAUUAGAUUUAAGAUCAAAGCAUGCAAACUGUCAAUCACAAUACACAAAAAGUCUUAGACAACUGAAUCAAAAAAGGAUAGAAAAAGAGAACUUAAAAGAGCAAAUAAUUAAAAUGAAACACUCUGCAUCUGACAUUCAAGUAUUUUUAGGAACGCAUCAAUGCAACAAAGCAAUAAGUGAACAGAUUGGAUCACGAAAAAAAGAUAUAAGGUUUCAUACAGAUACCAGUAUGAAAUUAGAGAUAGAUCCUUUUAUCAAUUCAUUUAUGGAGGAGGUAACGCAAUUUGGAGAAAUUAGGGUUACUGAAACAAAUGUUGGCCAGGCAAAGACUCAGACACAUGGUUCAAAACAAAAUAUUUGUAAUAUUAGUCUACAGUUGAAACAGAAGUUUUAUAUCAAAGGAUGUGUAGUCCCAAUAACUGGCUGCAUCAUCUUAUCAGACUACAGAAUUAUAUUUGCAGACUAUACUGGAAGUAUGUUAAUGGAAUAUAAUAACAAAGGAAAACAUAUUCGUGACAUUCUUGUUGAUCAUAGACCUUUCGAUCUUGCAGCAGUUUAUAGCGACCGUAUUGUUGUUUCAUAUGGAGUAUCUAAAUAUAUGGAGAUUAUAAACACUAAUAGAGAAAAUGAAGGUAGAAUGUAG